CUUUUUUUCUUGUCGUUCGUGAAAUACUAAAGGCACGCCGAAAUCAAUUCUGGCAUGAAUACUGGAAACCAACCACAGCGAACGAGUUACAAUGCUCACCAUCCUCCAUUCCAGUUACAACAACGACCUCAACCUCCACAACAAAUGCAACAACAACAUCAUCAACAACAACAACAGCAACAACACCCUUUACAACAGCCAAUUCAUCAUGUACCUGGAUCAGAACCACGUCCUCCAAUGUUCAACCAAGUUCAAGGAAUGCCGCCUCGUCCUCCACUCUCGGUAGCACAGCAGUCAUCAUCUGUUAGACCACAACCAUUACAACAUGCUCAGGGAAGACCACCUUUAGUACAACCCAAUCUCGUUCAACCACAUGUUCAACAAUCAGGAUUUUUACCUAGACCUCCUCAACCCAUCCCUCCUCAAGCACAGCAAUCUGUGCCUCAAAUCACUCAACCGCAACAACAGCAGCAACAACCAACUUCUCCAGGAAAACCUCAACAAUCUCCCUCACCUAAUUUGGUACCUUCUAUGCAAGCCAUGUCUUUACAACAAGGAAAUUCAUUACGACCUGGUCAACCUUCUCAGCAGGAUCUAUCAUUGCAACACGGUCAACCACUUCAAUCUCACCCACAGCAACAAACAAUACGGUCUCAAUCCCCUCUUCCAUCUCAACAGAGUCAAUCAUCGCAGACAUUCCAUCCUCAAACAGUUCAACAAUCUCAACAAGUGCAACAAGGACAACCACCAGUUCAGCCUAUUUCAUCCGCACCGAAACAAACAUCUUCUGGAAGAACAAAACGAGUCUAUGCUGUCAACCCUGAGGUUGCUGGAACCACAAUACCAGCGAGUGCUCCUUGGCCUCAUGGAUUGAAUCCACCUCAUCAAUCUCAUCCUCCAAUGUCUCGUUCGCCAGUGAUGAGUUCUAUUCGUCCUACUUCAAAUACUAGUAUGAUGAAUAAUGUCAACCCAAAUGCCAUGUCAAGACCAAUACAACAACCUGCUCAACAGAUUCCUUCUGAUCUUCGACCUCCUCAACAACCGAAGCCUCGUAUUGAUCCUGACCAAAUGCCUGCCCCUGUACAAGUACGUGAGCAAGAUCAAAUUUUAUUUGAAAAUCAAUUUUUUGGAACUGUAGAAAGAGAACGUGUACCUUUAGCGACAACAGAUUACAUUGGACUUGAUCAGGGCAAUAGUAACCCUCGUUAUAUUCGUGCAACAACGGACAAGAUACCAUUUAGUAAAGAAUUAGCAGAUACCGCAAAAUUACCUAUUGGAUUGAUUGUUCAACCUCUUGCAAAACGGCGAUCUGAUGAAGUGGCAAUUCAAGUGGUUGAUCAUGGUGAAGAAGGACCCGUUCGAUGUAUACGUUGCCGUGCUUAUAUCAAUCCUUGGUGUGAAUUUGUGGAAGGUGGUGCCAGAUUUAUUUGUUCAAUCUGUUCUCAUGCAAAUACCGUACCUUCCUGGUAUUUCUCCAAUACUGAUAUGUCAGGUCGUCGAGUGGAUAUUGAACAAAGACCGGAAUUACGAUAUGGGUCCAUUGAAUUUGAAGUGCCCAAAGAUUAUUACUCUACUCGUCAACCUACUCCAUUACAUUGUGUAUUUGCUAUCGAUGUUUCUGCUCAAGCUAUUCGAUCUGGUAUGUUGAAAUCGUGUUGUGAUGCCCUCAAAAUUGCUCUUUACUCAAACUCUCUGGAUCAGCCAAAGUUAUCAUCUGGGAACAAAAUUGGUAUCUUAACCUUUGAUAAAGAUGUUCAGUUUUACAACCUUCAUCCUUCCUUAUCACAGGCACAAAUGCUUGUAGUUCCUGAUAUCACUGAUAUGUUUUGUCCUCUUCAAGCCGGUUUCUUUGUAGAUAUCGAACAAUCAAGAGACAUUAUCAUUGAACUUUUAGAUGGAUUGCCGACCAUGUUUCAAGAAAAUGCUCGAGCUGAAUCCGUAUUUACUGCUGCUGUUCAUGGAGGAUUACAAGCAUUGGAAAAUAUUGGUGGUCAAUUAUUUGUAUUCCAAUCAUGCCUUCCCAAUUAUGGUCCGCAAGCCCUGAAACCGCGUGAUGAUAAGAAUAUGUAUAAUACCGACAAAGAGAAAUCAUUGAUGCAACCUCAAGAUGAAAAAUACAAGGACUUGGCAAAGGAAUGCGUUCAGAAAGCUGUAUGUGUCAAUACAUGGGUGUUUCCCAAGGAAUAUAUGGAUGUGGCUACUGUGGGCGUGAUAUCUGAAAUGACGGGAGGUGAUAUCCGUUAUUAUCCUAAUUUUGAUUAUACCAGCGAUGCUCUCAAUAUACAAUUCCAACUCGAUCAUGAUUUACAACGUGAAAUUGGUUAUGAUGGUGUUCUUCGAAUUCGAUGCUCUGAUGGACUGCAAGUCGUUGAUCAUUAUGGAAACUGUAAUAUGAGUACUUAUACAGAUAUGGAAUUAGCCGGUGUAGAUGAAGACAAGGCAAUAGCAGCUGUGUUGAAACAUGAUAGCAAAAUGGAUGUCAAUCGUGGAGUGUCAUUCCAAUGUGCAUUACUUUAUACGACAAAAGAUGGUCAUCGUCGAGUUCGUGUACACAAUUUGAAUGUAUCAGCAACUUCUGAAAUAGCUGAUGUGUUUAGACAUGGUGACGCUGAUACAACUGCAAGUGUUAUACUUCGAAAAGCGAUCUUUGAUCUUCAACACAAAAAUAGAAAAGAUAUCCAUCAAAAAUUGACUGAACAAUGUGUACAAAUUUUGACAGCCUAUCGUACAAACUGUGCAUCAUCAACGUCACCUGGCCAAUUGAUUCUUCCGGAGGCGUUCAAACUACUUCCCGUUUAUAUUCAUGGUGCUAUUCGAUCUAAGGCUCUACGUGGAGUGGGUGUUGAUAUGAAUACAGAUUGCCGAUCAGCAGGAAUGCGAUUAUUCAAUGCAUUGAGUGUGAAGGAAUUGGUAUGGUCAUUAUAUCCACGAUUAUUUCCUUUGCAUACUAUGGAUAAGGAGUGUGGGAAACAAGAAAUGAAUGGAUAUAUCAAGCUUCCACCUAUGAUACGUACUUCUUAUGAACGUUUGGAUACGGCUGGUGCUUACUUACUGGAUACUGGGUAUGAUGUGUAUAUUUGGUUAGGGAAGAAAGUCCCAAGCACUUUCCUUCAAGAUCUUUUUGGUGUAGCUAGUAUAGAUCAAGUAGAUCCCAAAAUGACGUUACUUCCUGGUUUAGAUACAGAUUUGUCGCACCAAGUACAUGGGAUUUCUAGAAAGUUACAGUUGGAUAGAUCGCAUUAUUUACAAUUGCAUGUGAUUCGCCAAGAUAUGGAUCCUCUUGAAUUUAUUUUUUCUACCUGGAUGACUGAAGAUCGAAAUGCUGAAGUGCAAACUUAUGUGGAUUAUAUGUGUGUUUUACAUCGAAAGAUUCAAGAAGAAAUGAAGAAGAACUAGUAUAUGUAUCUCUUUUAGAUUUGUCUUCUAUAGUCUAGAUAUCAUUAUUUAUGUAUUUCGAAACACUUAAAUAAAGAACCCAUUUUUUUUUU
Molecule: messenger RNA, 3488 nt
Organism: Halteromyces radiatus
Lineage: Eukaryota; Fungi; Mucoromycota; Mucoromycetes; Mucorales; Cunninghamellaceae
Product: Sec23/Sec24 trunk domain-containing protein
Exons: 13
Coding region: 55-3396 (1113 amino acids)
Biological process (GO): COPII-coated vesicle cargo loading; intracellular protein transport; endoplasmic reticulum to Golgi vesicle-mediated transport
Cellular component (GO): endoplasmic reticulum exit site; COPII vesicle coat
Molecular function (GO): zinc ion binding; SNARE binding
Source: RefSeq, a predicted model, not a curated record